This is a messenger RNA of Gigantopelta aegis, 3618 nucleotides long. RefSeq names its product SH3 domain-binding glutamic acid-rich-like protein 3. Bases 115 to 393 code for a protein of 92 amino acids. The record is from RefSeq and is a predicted model, not a curated record. Gene Ontology annotation, cellular component: cytoplasm. NCBI's taxonomy places the organism in Eukaryota, Metazoa, Mollusca, Gastropoda, Neomphalida, Peltospiridae. The transcript is spliced from 4 exons.
AACACUCACAAACUACCGGGUCAACAACAAACGCCAGAGCAAGAACAACACAAAUAAAAUAGGUGUCACAUAGAAUUUCGCCGACAUUUUCACUGAACAUUUAAUUUGUCAAAAAUGAGUGUUCGGAUUUACGUUGCUAGCGUAUCGUCCUCGAAAUCGCUCCAGAGUCAGAACAUGAAGAUUGAGAACGUGCUGAAAGCGAACAACAUCCAGUUUGAGCUGAUCGACAUCUGCACGGAUACGUCGCUCAGGGAGCAGAUGAGGGAGAAGAUGGGAGACCCGGCGGCCAUACCACCCCAGAUCUUUAACGGAGACAACUACUGCGGGACUUUUGACUCUUUUAUCGAAGCGGUUGAUGAUGGUCAUUUGAUGGAGUUUCUCAAGUUAAAGUGAUGUGCUGUAUGUUAAUGUUUAUUAAUGAAGUGGUGAUCAAAAACAAAACCAUGGACUGAGACCUGCAAUAUACCUAUCUCUCCUGAAUGGAUUCCUCAGACAGUGGGCAACAUGUUAUAUGUACUGUGAUCUGCUUGCUUACUUAACUAUACAAUGUAUCAUUGUAUCACUGUGUAUUAUAUAAGUCACUUAAAGGGACGUGCAUUAUCUUUUAUAUUACAUGUAUGUUAUAAUGUAUUGUUUAACAUGCCUUGUCAGGAGGGAUUCUUUUUAUUGUCUUUAAAUAGAUGUGGGAUUUGUUUUUUUUCAUUUUAAAAAAUUGGGUUACGGACUGAACUGAAAUGCUUUAUUUUAAUAACUGCUGCCAUUUGUUCUGCACAAAAAAAAAAUUCUUUCUUUUAAAAAAAAAAUAAACAUAAAAAAACAAAACAAGUUUUUCUUAUUUAGUUUAAAAAUUAUUAUUAUGUUUUUCUAAAAUCAUGUAAGACUUUGUAAAUGGAUUAUUUUAAAACAGUAGCAUGUGUUCCUGUUAUACUGGAAAAGAUCCCUGCUGGGUUUUUUGUGUUGUUUUUUCUCCAUGAGAGGCACUUUAACCCCAGCUGUUACAAUCUUAAUCAUUAAUCUUGAAGGAUAAUUAUCUAAAAUUAUGCUGAAUGUGUGAAAAUCAUUUACUAAUAUGAUUAGGCCUUCCAUCUCUUUGUGAAAUAAUCAGAUAUGUUUGUAGUUUCUCAAAUGUAGCAGAUAAUGUUUUACUUUUAGUACAACCACUGUAAUAUGUAUGUACAUGUAUGCAUUUAGGUUCCUGUUAUACAUUUUAAAUGUAAAGCAUGAAAGGAGGGCCAGAAUUCUGGUCAUUUAAACCCCAUUUUCCUACCUCUUAUCAGCAGAGAUUAAAAAACAAAUGAAAAAGCCAUUUGAAUUUUUCAAUAAUUCUUAAUAAUAUCACUUUCACAAAACUGGAUUAAAAAAAAAACCCAACAAAAUUCUGAAUUAUAUUGUAACCCAAAAACUGGAUUUUUUUUCUCUACAAAAUUCCUAAUUAUAUUGCUACCCCAAAAGUCAAAUUUUUUUCUCCCCAGCAUUCCAAAUUAUACUCCUGCACAAAAUCUAAUUUUUUUUCCAGAAUAUCGAAUUAUAUUGCUAAUCCAACACUGGAUUUUUUGAGAAUUCCAAAUUAUCUCACUACCCAAACAUUUUAUUUUUCAAAAAUUCCAAAUGAUACUAACACUGGAUUAAUUUUCACAAAAUUGAGAAUACCUGGUAUAUGACUACCCAAAAACAUUUUCUACCGAAAAGCUCGAAGGAAAGCCCUUGAAAGGAAUCUGGGUUAGUUUGCCUAAUAUCAUUUUCAUUUCACCACCAAUAACAAUUAACAUUUCUAGUAAAACUUUAAAAUGGGAAACAAGUUAUUAAAAUUCAUUAUUUUAUGCUGUGCCUUGCUUGCAAUGUUUGCCUUAUUUCAAUUUAUUAAAUUUUAUGUUUCUGAAAAUACAUAAUAACUUGCCUUCAUGGGGUCGAGAUAAAAUGUUACAUAUGUAUGCAAGAAAAUAAAAAAAAGUAUUAAAUAAAUGAAAAUAAAUAAAUCAUGGUUAAAAGUUAACCCUUUUUCCUAGGUAGGUUUAGGUGCCUGAAAACACUUUUUUUCCCCUUUCUUUUAGGACUGUUCUAAAUGAUUAAUUACUAUUUUUUUUAUCAACCCCUGCAAUUGCCCACAGCAAUCGGCAAUGCCGUGGAUACUGCCGUGGAUAAUGCCGUGAAUAAUGCCGUGGAUACUGCCGUGGAGUUAAUAUUUCUCAGUGGCACCUUCUUGCCUUGGACUAUAUUCACUUUUUAUUUUAAUGGCAUGUUUUUUUUUUGGCUGUGGACAUUUUCUUUAUUGCAAGGGUUGUUAAUGGUAUCAAAGAAUGGUCCAUGACAAUAAAUAAAAAAAUCAUUGUAGAUAAUCUCCUCUAAAUGGUUGAUUAAGAGGGUGAAAAAACCGUCUUAGACUGUAGGUUGUUGCAGCUGUUAACUCCUUUCUCUCAGGUCAUGUUCACUGCCAGUAGUGUUUAUGUGUGUACUAAAAUCAAGAAAUUCAUUUUACAGGUCCAUACCUAGCCAAAAAUAACACAUUUUGGGGGAGAUGUUGCAAAAAUAAUAUAUAUAUAUAUAUGGGGUCAGUAAUAUACAGUGUCAACUACAAACUAAAAGGACACUUUUUGUAAUUUGGGGGGGGGGGGGGGGGCAGGUACAAGGUGUUUCGGGGGGGGGGGGGGCAACAUGCAAAAAGGGCACACACUGUAUCCAAAGUAGACUAAGUGUAGCAUGAAUUAAACACAAGAUUCCCAUAGUACUUUGAAGUUGGAGGGCCGGAGGUGUGCACCCAUCACCCCACCCCACCUGGGAUAGUGGACAGGAUCCUAAAUAUUAGAAGCGAUACAUCAGUUGUAUAUGCUUAAUGUUUGUAUAGAAUAUGAACGUUUUAUAUCGGAGUAAUCCAAGAUUAUUAUCACUUGGGGUGGUGGGGUAAGAUAACUUGUCUUUUUUUUUCUAUUACACAGCUUCCACAUAUUAAAAUUAACUUGCAACUUCCCAUUUAUAAAAUAAUUUAGAAUGCAAUGUGCACCCUUGUGUGAAUAUAUAACCUUGAAGAACAGGAUCGGAUCCAAGGGGUGGUGGUGGAAUUGCUCACCCCAAUCUCGAGCAUAAAAAAUACCAGUGUUAGAAAAAUGCAUGUAGGUGCCGCCCACUUUUUCCAAGCUAUACAAUUUCAACAAAAAUUAAUUGUAUCCUGUUAAAAAAAAGAACCAAGAAGCAUUUGUAUUUAAAGAAAAAACAGAAACGAAUAAAAAUCUCCAAAGCAAGUAAAACCAUAAACAUUGUGAAAAUGUUCUACCAGGCAUAAUGUUUGUGUAUUUGAAACACGUGCACGCACGCACACAUACACGUGUGUUCGUGUGUGUAAUGUCAAAACGAACCGUGUAUAUUAAUACUAAACUUGAUGGAUAAAUUUGUCACCACCAGCCCCGCCCGUCUUGUGAUAAUUCCUUUAACUGCCCUUGCUACUUUCAGUAUUAUAGCAGACAUCGCGAGUAGGCUAGAUUAGAAUGGUUCAUAGUUCGCUGGCUAGAGUCGAAUGUAACGGUUUUAAAUACUUCAGUGUAAUUGAUGGUCUUAUGACGACAUUGUAUGAUACUGCUUGAUACGGAGAACAGCCGUUAAAACAAUAAAAACAAUCACUUCUUA